Yamadazyma tenuis ATCC 10573 is the source of this 606-nucleotide messenger RNA. Lineage: Eukaryota; Fungi; Ascomycota; Pichiomycetes; Serinales; Debaryomycetaceae. The record is from RefSeq and is a predicted model, not a curated record.
UACUCACAGGGAGAUAUACAAUAAUGUCGCAAUCGUUGAAGCCUUACUUGACGGCAGUCAGAUCGUCCUUAACGGCCGCCAUAUGUUUGGAGGACUUUUCAUCACAAUUGGUCGAAAGACACAACCGGCCUGAAAUAGAGGUGGACAACUCACACAACCCCGAGUUGAUUUUGAACCCCAUGGUGAUAGCCAGAAACGAAAACGAAAAGGUGUUGAUUGAACCAUCUAUUAACUCUGUGAGAGUGUCGAUUAAAAUCAAACAGGCAGACGAAAUCGAACAGAUUUUGGUACACCAGUUUGCGCGGUUCUUGACGUCCAGAGCCGAGAACUUCUUCAUCUUGAGAAGAGUGCCUAUCAAGGGCUACGACAUCUCAUUUUUAGUAACCAAUUUUCACACGGAACAGAUGUUGAAGGACAAGUUGGUGGACUUUAUCAUAGAAUUCAUGGAAGAGGUCGACAAGGAAAUAAGUGAGAUGAAGCUUUUCCUCAACGCCCGAGCCCGUGUGAUCGCCGAGGCUUACUUGACUCCCUUUGACUGAGUUAUACAUUUCUCUAUAAAAAUACAUAUGUAACGACUGUUCAUAGGCUAGUGUACAUGUGCACCAU